Bufo bufo (common toad) is the source of this 1524-nucleotide messenger RNA. It is a transcript of the gene RAB43, whose product is annotated as RAB43, member RAS oncogene family. NCBI's taxonomy places the organism in Eukaryota, Metazoa, Chordata, Amphibia, Anura, Bufonidae. Bases 100 to 729 code for a protein of 209 amino acids. The transcript is spliced from 3 exons. Gene Ontology annotation, molecular function: GTP binding; GTPase activity. The record is from RefSeq and is a predicted model, not a curated record. Gene Ontology annotation, cellular component: trans-Golgi network.
CUUCAGAAAGAUCUUGCAGUUCCGCGUUGUCAGAUCCGCGGCUAGUUCUCACCACGUCACGGGCUGCUGAAGUGAGGUCUCGUUUCCCGGGACCCCGGCAUGUCCGCUCCACUAGACUCGGACGAUGCCUAUGAUUUCCUCUUCAAGAUCGUACUGAUCGGAGAUGCCGGGGUGGGAAAGACGUGCGUGGUACAGCGGUUCAAAUCCGGGGUGUUCGAGGAGAGACAGGGGAACACGAUCGGUGUGGACUUCACUAUGAAGACUCUGGACAUUCAAGGGAAACGGAUUAAGCUGCAGAUCUGGGACACUGCUGGACAGGAACGCUUUCGGACCAUAACGCAAAGUUAUUACAGAAGCGCCAAUGGGGCCAUCAUCGCUUACGACAUCACCAAGAGGAAGUCCUUUGAAUCCGUUCCUCGCUGGAUAGAGGAUGUCAGGAAGUACGCUGGCUCCAACAUUGUGCAGCUGCUUAUCGGCAACAAGUCGGACAUGCACGCUUCUCGAGAAGUCCAGCUUGAAGAAGCCGAAACUCUGGCCAAACAUUAUGACAUCAUCACCACUUUUGAAACCUCCGCCAAGGAUUCCAGUAACGUGGAAGAAGCUUUUGUGAAGAUGGCCACCGAACUGAUGAUGAUGCAUGGCGGGCCAGUAUUCAGCGAAAAGUCCACAGACAGCAUAAAACUUGACAGCAAAGACUUGGCUGGAGACUCCUGGAAUUGUGCUUGUUGAUGACAUUUUUUUUUUCUUCUGAUAUCUAUUAGGUAGUUAAUUCAGUGAAAUUGCCUGCAAUUAGUAUGACCAUACAUCAGUAUGCCAGUUGUUAGGGAGGGACACCUCCUGUUGCAUUAUGGGGGCACAAGUUCAGCAUUAGACUGGCACCACUGGCUGCAUAACUCUGCCAUAGAUUCAAUUCUUCAAAAAAUGUCUUUAACUUCCUUUUUUUUCCUGAACGUUCUACUACCUUUAAUUUAUGCAGACGACAAUGAGGGGGAGCAACCGCGGAAAAUGUUGUGGAACUGGAUUCCACGUAAGUGAAUUAUGCAGAUUCUGUGGGUCCAAAGACCAGUACACUGUAACUUUGUAUAGUAAUCACGUCAGAUGCCUUGUAGUCUAUGGGCUGCUCUGAAAGGUCAGAAGAACCCUAGAUGAUUCUCUAACUCUACAGCUUGGCAGAUGGCCACACAAUCUACAUGUAGCACCACCUGCAUUUUUUGCAGAUGUUUUUCUAAACUUUUUAAAACUUGAAAAAAGAAAAAGCAAUCUAUUUUAUUGAUAUUUUAUUCUUUCUAGCUGGACAGAAAACUGGCCUAAUUAUUACUUAGUCAUUCCAGAAUUUUUAUAAUCUUUGGUUGUUUGACCCUUAGAACAUUUCAAGACUGGGAAUAAUGUGCAAUGUUUCAAAUCCUUAAACGCGAAAUAACAUUUCAAAUGAUUUUUUUUUUACUUUUCUUUUUUCUUUUCUUAAAUAGAUAUAAAUAUAUUUAUCACCAGCAAAUGAAUUUGAAAUAAAUAAUUUUAAACGUG